CCGCCGGAGUUGUCCGAGGUGGAGGGAGGGGAGGGUUGAGAAAGAAGUGCGCUGUCUCUUUAAGGUCUCUCGGCCAGUCUGUUUCGUAUUGAUCAAUCCACCAUUUUCCAACACACACAGCGGCGGCAGUGCGAACACAGCUCCGGCAGCGAGAAGAGAGAGAGAAGAGAGCCACCCCUCUACCUGGAGAGGAAGCCAGGGACCGGGGCAGUCAUGGCAGCGAACAUGUACCGGGUUGGAGAUUAUGUUUAUUUCGAGAACUCGUCCAGUAACCCACUGCUGAUCAGGAGGAUAGAGGAGUUGAAUAAGACAGCCAAUGGGAAUGUGGAGGCCAAAGUGGUGUGUUUUUACCGGCGCAGGGACAUCUCCAGCACACUCAUCGCUCUGGCAGACAAACAUGCAAGGGAGCUGGAAGAGGAGAUGGAGAAUCCAGAGAUGGCGGAUCUCCCCGAGAAACAGAAACACCAGCUCAGGCAUAGAGAGCUCUUCCUGUCCCGCCAGCUGGAGUCCUUACCAGCCACACACAUCAGAGGAAAGUGCUGCGUGACACUGCUGAACGAAACAGAGGCCCUGACGUCCUAUUUGGACAGAGAGGAUGCCUUCUUCUACUCGCUGGUGUACGACCCUCAGCAGAAGACCCUCCUGGCUGAUAAGGGCGAGAUCCGCGUUGGGAACAAGUACCAGGCGGACAUCACCGACCUCCUCCAGGAAGGUGAGGAGGACGGCAGGGACCUGGAGAAACUAGAGGAGAAGGUCUGGGACCCCAACAGUUUGCUGACAGAGAAACAGAUCGACCAGUUUUUAGUAGUAGCUCGGUCGGUAGGAACAUUCGCCAGAGCUUUGGACUGCAGUAGUUCUGUCCGGCAGCCCAGCCUCCACAUGAGUGCUGCUGCAGCCUCCAGAGACAUCACCCUGUUCCACGCUAUGGACACCCUCCACGCUACAAGCUAUGACAUGACUCGAGCCAUCGCAGCGCUGGUGCCUCAGGGGGGGCCCGUCCUCUGCAGGGAUGAGAUGGAGGAGUGGAGCGCCUCGGAGGCCAACUUGUUCGAGGAGGCGCUUGAGAAAUACGGCAAAGACUUCACCGAUAUCCAACAGGAUUUCCUGCCCUGGAAAUCCCUCACGAGUAUUAUUGAGUAUUACUACAUGUGGAAGACCACGGAUAGAUAUGUACAGCAGAAACGGUUAAAAGCAGCCGAAGCAGAAAGCAAGUUGAAGCAGGUCUAUAUCCCCAACUAUAAUAAGCCAAACCCUAACCAGCUGAGUAACAAUGUAAAGCCAGCUUUGGUAAAUGGAGCAGCAGGGGCGGUGGCGGCGGCGGCAACGGCGGCGGCGGCAACGGCGGCGGGGGUGGGGGUGGGGGCGGCGGGGGCAGCUGUCCCGGGACCUCCAGGCACAGGGCCGACCCCCGGCCUGGGCCGAGCCUGUGAAAGCUGCUACACCAGCAGCUCGUACCAGUGGUACUCGUGGGGACCCCCCAACAUGCAGUGUCGCCUCUGCGCUUCAUGCUGGACCUACUGGAAGAAGUACGGAGGGUUGAAGAUGCCCACGAGGCUGGACGGCGAGAGGCCUGGACCCAACCGCAGCAACAUGAGCCCUCACGGCCUUCCUCUGCGGCACAGCGGCAGCCCCAAGUUCGCGGUGAAGACCCGACAGGCUUUUUACCUGCAGACCACCGUCCUGACGCGGGUGGCGCGCCGCCUCUGCCAGGACAUCAUCAAGCCUCGAUAUUUGGCCAGGCACCCCUACCUCCCUGUCAACACAGCAGCCAUCAAAGCAGAAUGCGCCCUGCGGUUACCGGACGGCCCAAAAAAGCCUUUGCCACUGAAGCCGGUGGAACGUAAACCUCUGGAAUCUGUGGUUCAGUAUUUAGAAGCACACCCCCGUCCGCCCAAGCCCGACCCCCCGACUCGCGGAGCCUCCAUCUCGAUGGGCAGCCUGACGCCCAUUAAGUCCUCCCCCAUCCUCAACAACGGCUCACCCACCAUCCUGGGCAAACGCAGCUACGAACAGCACAACGGACUGGAUGGUACUAAAUCCAAAGGCCUGACUCCACAGUGGGACAUUAUGGCCAAACGAGUGAGUGAAGCGGGACGGCCCUCGGCCUCGAUGCAGGAUGAGGUACACGAACUGGACUGAACGCUCUGUGGGGACGACCUCUACUGCAAACCCCAGUGAGAGGGGGACAUGAAAUGGAAAAGGCUUUUUCCACUAAACCAUAGCUGAGGGCAGCUGAGGGAUGUUGAAGCUGGAAGGAGACAACAGCAUUGGCCACCUUUCUCCAGUCAGUACGGGUCUGUCAGACGGCUGGAGACCAAACCAACCGAUAAUCCAUCAGUUUGGCCGCGGUCAAUCAGAAGAUGAGCCUGACUGUACAGGACUGUGUUUAUUACUUACAUUUCUCGUUAUUACUGUCUUUGUAAUUAUUGUUAUUAUAAUUUUUUUUUUUUUUUUUUUUUUUUACCAACUAUAACUCAGCUUAUUGUUUGUCGAUCAAACGAUGGAACUUGUGAUGUUUCACGAAAAAUCGCUUGCGAAACCCUGUGGAGAAAAAAAAAGAGAGGGGGUGGAAGGAACGUAACAUAAGCCACUUGCAUCUUCUGUGUUUUUCUUUUCUUUUCUUUUUUUUUUAAAAAAAAACAAAAAAACAAGUCAGAAAGGAGACGCACUUUUAUUUCAGCGACAUGGUUUCAACUUGUCUUCUGUUUCAUUAAAUUUGAAUAAUGCUCUACAGGAGAUUUUCUGUUGUGUGAGCCGGCCCUGCUCUUCGGCCAGAGAGGUGGUUUAACUUAUUGAGAAGGACUUGGUGUUUUUUCUACCUUUUUCACAAGUAAUGCAUCUAUGCUUCGAUAAUGUAAUUAAAAAAGAUCAUUGAUUUUC
Molecule: messenger RNA, 2880 nt
Organism: Mugil cephalus (flathead mullet)
Lineage: Eukaryota; Metazoa; Chordata; Actinopteri; Mugiliformes; Mugilidae
Gene: mta1
Product: metastasis associated 1
Exons: 18
Coding region: 214-2139 (641 amino acids)
Biological process (GO): response to ionizing radiation; negative regulation of transcription by RNA polymerase II; double-strand break repair
Cellular component (GO): nucleoplasm; NuRD complex
Molecular function (GO): transcription corepressor activity; chromatin binding; histone deacetylase binding
Source: RefSeq, a predicted model, not a curated record